AUGAAUCAAAAUUUGGGUUUUGUUUUGGUUUCGCGCUCCUCCUUAGAAAAUUCAUUUAGGUUUUCCUUCUCCGAAGCAUUGGUCUCCAUUUGUGUGCCCUUUUUCUGGUUUUUACUUCUAAGGUGCUUCAAUCGGCGCUUCCAUCGCCGGUGCCGCUCCCAAUCGAGUCUCUCGAUCGUGAGUUUCAGGUAUGAUUGUGGUAUGUUGGUGAUUAAAUAUAUGGAGUUAUGGGACCACUUACCUAAAUUUGAUGGGAACAAAAUUUCCUAUUACACAACGGAACAAUUACAAAUUGUGCGACAAGAGAUGGUUUGUCAGUGGGUAUUACACGAAGAUAAUGUUCAUCGCACUAUGGUAUUGAAGAAAUUUGGGAUGCUUUAAUCAUUGAUUAACUCAUGAAGUUGUACAACAUGAACAAGUUUAAUACAUUGAAGUAGGGGAACAAUUAAUUUACAUAUUUAACAUAAUAUCAAUGAAAUAUGAUUGAUUAGGACACCAUGAAUGUUAUUGGUUUUUAGCAUGUUUAGUUUUUGUAAUGAAGAAUAUGUUUCACUAU
This is a messenger RNA of Vigna radiata var. radiata (mung bean), 556 nucleotides long. RefSeq lists its product as uncharacterized. Lineage: Eukaryota; Viridiplantae; Streptophyta; Magnoliopsida; Fabales; Fabaceae. The transcript has 4 exons. The record is from RefSeq and is a predicted model, not a curated record. The coding region runs from base 1 to 381 and encodes 126 amino acids.